Penaeus chinensis is the source of this 1364-nucleotide messenger RNA. RefSeq names its product hyaluronidase B-like. Lineage: Eukaryota; Metazoa; Arthropoda; Malacostraca; Decapoda; Penaeidae. Gene Ontology annotation, molecular function: hyalurononglucosaminidase activity. Gene Ontology annotation, biological process: hyaluronan catabolic process; carbohydrate metabolic process. The transcript has 7 exons. The record is from RefSeq and is a predicted model, not a curated record. Bases 101 to 1231 code for a protein of 376 amino acids.
CCCUCCCCACACCCCUGCCGCAGUCUCAUGCCUACACCGUCAGAUUACGUUCGCAACGGGACGAGCACAGAGCCUCAGACGUGUGUGUGUUCUCCUCACCAUGUCUCUGUGUCGUUCCCGCCGCCCUUAUGCAUUAUGGGCUUGGGUUUGUGUUUACGCGUGGGUCUUCUUCGCCUGUCCAGCUGAUGCCCGUUUUACAGUGUGGUGGAAUUCGCCUACAGAGGAAUGUCAGCAUUUUGGAAUCUAUAUAAACGUUUCCGAGUACGGGAUCGUCCAAAACACGGGCGAUAAGUUCUACGGCGAUAAGGUCACUAUUUUCUACGGUCCCGGAGUGUUCCCAGUUUAUAAGGGCAACACGCCAGUCAAUGGAGGGAUCCCCCAGCGUGGGAACAUCUCCCUGCAUGUUCGAACCUUCUUGAAGCAGGUCGAGAGCCAAAUGGAACCCGACUUCGAAGGCGUGGCCGUACUGGACUUCGAGACCUACUACCCGAACUAUGAGAUGAGUCCUGAGCAGUAUCGACACGCCUCCAUUGCCUGGGUUACGGCACAGCACCCUGAGUGGUCGCCGCAGCUCAUUGCUCAAACCGCCGAGAGGACUUUUAACGACUCUGCUAGGGAGUACUUCCAGCUGUUGUUGUGGGCAGGUGAAAUGCUUCGCCCAAAAGCUCAAUGGGGUUACUACCAUUACCCUUACUGCCAUAACUACGGUCCGGGAGCUGGUGACUGCAAACCCAAUGUUAUGAAGAGUAACGAUGAAACCAUGUGGCUCUUCGAAGCCAGCUCGGCCCUGUACCCCAGCAUCUACAUCUUCAAGAACAGUGGUUGGGAUCCGCGAACCAGACGUCUCAAUACCAUGGGGCGUUUGGGUGAGGCUUUGAGGGUUAGGCGCAACGCUGGCAAAUAUAUCCCCAUAUAUCCUUACUUCUGGUACAAGUACCACGAUUCUCCCUCGUUCCUGAUACCCAUUGACGUCGUAAACACACUCGGGUAUUCUAGGAUGUUAGGGCUGGAAGGAGCCGUGAUUUGGGGUUCGAAACGUGACGUCGAUACGAAGGAGAAAUGCAUUGCCAUGAAGAGCUACGUGGAAACUGGCUUGGGUCCCCUGGUUCAGUACAUCACCAACCUGCCUCUCUCAACCGUCCGCUCUGUUAUCAACUCUCGACGUUCCCUGAAGAAGUUGGCGUCCACUGCGCUGAGAGAGGAUCGGAGGAAGAGCAAGAACCGUGGCUAAGACGUGGUUUAAAAAGGUGUUUCGAGAGAGGGAGAGAGAGAGAGAGAGAGAGAGAGAGAGACAGAGAGAGAGAGAGAGAGAGAGAGAGAGAGAGAGAGGGAGAGAGAGAGAGAGAGAGAGAGAGAGAGAGAGA